Aplosporella prunicola CBS 121167 is the source of this 426-nucleotide messenger RNA. RefSeq lists its product as uncharacterized. The coding region runs from base 1 to 426 and encodes 141 amino acids. Lineage: Eukaryota; Fungi; Ascomycota; Dothideomycetes; Botryosphaeriales; Aplosporellaceae. The record is from RefSeq and is a predicted model, not a curated record. The transcript has 3 exons.
AUGGUCGCUACCCCGCUCCUCCUCCGCCCGCAAGGUCUCCGCCCAUUGCUCUGCGACUCCGUCACCUCUUCCCCUGUUUCUCCCAAGGACUGGUCCUUCUCGCAGUACGAGCGCGAUGCGCGCAACCCGGUGGUCUCCCGCGGCAGGGUAAAUCCCAAGAUCUGGCGACAAAUUAGCACGGGCAGCAUACUGGGUCUGGUUGGCGGCCUGGCUGUCAGCGUCUUCUCCAAGCCACUGGCGUUGCUUAUCGGUCUGCUGGUAUUUGGCGUACAGUUCAUCGAAUCGCGAGGUAUUCAUAUCAUCCCGUACAACAGCAUCCAGAAAUAUUUCAAGAGGAUGGACCUGCGCUCGGCAAUGCAGGACAACGUCGCUUUGAAGCUGUCUUUUGGCGCAACCUUUGCUCUUGCAGGCUUUGCCGAAUUCUGA